Messenger RNA from Orycteropus afer afer, 3458 nucleotides. RefSeq names its product calcium voltage-gated channel auxiliary subunit beta 2 (gene CACNB2). Gene Ontology annotation, cellular component: voltage-gated calcium channel complex. The record is from RefSeq and is a predicted model, not a curated record. Gene Ontology annotation, molecular function: high voltage-gated calcium channel activity; protein binding. NCBI's taxonomy places the organism in Eukaryota, Metazoa, Chordata, Mammalia, Tubulidentata, Orycteropodidae. Gene Ontology annotation, biological process: calcium ion transmembrane transport; neuromuscular junction development; regulation of voltage-gated calcium channel activity.
GAGGAGGAGGAACAGAACCUCUGAGAGGGGCUGGUUGCUUUCUUUGAGCCGACUUUUCGCCAAUGGUCCAAAGCGACAUGUCCAAGUCGCCUCCCACAGCGGCGGCGGCAGUGCCGGUGGCGCAGGAGAUCCAGAUGGAACUGCUGGAUAACGCAGCCCCCGCGGGGGCGCCAGGAGCAGCGGCACAGUCAUAUGGAAAAGGAGCUAGAAGGAAAAACAGAUUUAAAGGAUCGGACGGGAGCACUUCAUCUGACACUACCUCAAAUAGUUUUGUUCGUCAGGGUUCGGCAGACUCCUACACCAGCCGUCCAUCUGAUUCUGAUGUAUCUUUGGAGGAAGACCGAGAGGCAGUGCGGAGAGAGGCAGAGCGACAGGCCCAGGCGCAAUUGGAAAAAGCAAAGACAAAGCCCGUUGCAUUUGCAGUUCGAACAAAUGUCAGCUACAGCGCAGCCCACGAAGAUGAUGUUCCAGUGCCAGGCAUGGCCAUUUCAUUUGAAGCAAAAGAUUUUCUGCAUGUUAAGGAAAAAUUUAACAAUGACUGGUGGAUAGGGCGAUUGGUUAAAGAAGGCUGUGAAAUUGGAUUCAUUCCAAGCCCAGUCAAACUAGAAAACAUGAGGCUACAGCAUGAACAGAGAGCCAAACAAGGGAAAUUUUACUCCAGUAAAUCAGGAGGAAAUUCAUUAUCCAGUUUGGGUGACAUAGUACCUAGUUCCAGAAAAUCUACACCUCCAUCAUCUGCUAUAGACAUAGAUGCUACUGGCUUAGAUGCAGAAGAAAAUGAUAUUCCAGCAAAUCACCGCUCCCCUAAACCCAGUGCAAACAGUGUAACGUCACCCCACUCCAAAGAGAAAAGAAUGCCCUUCUUUAAGAAGACAGAGCACACUCCUCCUUAUGAUGUGGUGCCUUCUAUGCGACCAGUAGUUCUUGUGGGCCCUUCCCUGAAGGGAUAUGAGGUGACGGAUAUGAUGCAGAAAGCUUUGUUUGAUUUUUUAAAACACAGAUUUGAAGGGCGGAUAUCUAUCACAAGGGUCACUGCUGACAUCUCGCUUGCCAAACGCUCAGUAUUAAACAAUCCGAGUAAGCACGCAAUAAUAGAAAGAUCCAACACAAGGUCAAGCUUAGCGGAAGUUCAGAGUGAAAUUGAAAGGAUUUUUGAACUUGCAAGAACAUUGCAAUUGGUAGUCCUUGAUGCGGACACUAUUAAUCAUCCAGCUCAACUUAGCAAAACCUCUUUGGCCCCUAUUAUAGUAUAUGUGAAGAUUUCUUCUCCCAAGGUUUUACAAAGGCUAAUAAAAUCUCGAGGGAAAUCUCAAGCUAAACACCUCAAUGUCCAGAUGGUAGCAGCUGAUAAACUGGCUCAGUGUCCUCCAGAAUUGUUUGAUGUUAUCUUGGAUGAGAACCAGCUUGAGGAUGCCUGUGAGCACCUUGCCGACUAUCUGGAGGCGUACUGGAAGGCCACCCAUCCUCCAAGCAGCAAUCUCCCUAACCCUCUCCUUAGCCGUACCUUAGCCACUUCAACUCUGCCUAUUAGCCCCACCCUAGCCUCUAAUUCACAGGGUUCUCAAGGUGAUCAGAGGACUGAGCGGUCUGCUCCUGGCCGCUCUGCUUCCCAAGCCGAAGAAGCACCCUGCCUGGAACCAGUCAAGAAAUCCCAGCAUCGUUCUUCCUCCUCAGCCCAACAUCACAAUCACCGCAGUGGUACAAGUCGGGGCCUCUCCAGGCAAGAGACUUUUGACUCAGAAACCCAGGAGAGUCGAGACUCUGCCUACGUGGAGCCGAAGGAAGAUUAUCCCCAUGAACACGCAGAUCACUAUGCCCCACACCGUGACCAUAACCACAGAGAAGAGCCCCACGGGAGCAGUGAUCACAGACACAGGGAAUCUCGGCACCGUACCCGGGACAUGGAGCGAGAGCAGGACCACAAUGAGUGCAACAAACAAAGAAGCCGUCAUAAAUCAAAGGAUCGUUAUUGUGACAAGGAUGGAGAAGUAAUAUCCAAAAAACGGAAUGAGGCUGGGGAGUGGAACAGGGAUGUUUACAUCCGCCAAUGAUUUUUGCCCUUUUGUGUGUGGGUUUUUUUUUUUUUUUUUUGUGGAAGUCUUGUAUAACAGCACCCCCAAAUUCUUUGGGGUCUACAUUGCAAUCAUAUGUGAUCUGUCUUGUAUAUUUUUGUAUUGCUGUUGCUUGAAUAGCAAUAGCAUGAAAUAGAGUAUUAAUAUACUGUGUUUUUGUUUUUUUUUUUCCUUUUGUAAGUGCUAUAUGAAAUAGCCUGGUACAGCUGCAGUCCUCCAGUUGUAUACUGGAGUUUUAAAAAACUGUCUUGGGUGUAGGUGACACUUGAACAAAAUCUGUUGCCAUCCAGGUGGUGUUAGUGUUUUAAGAAGUGUAGUUGAUGUUUUCAGAAAUGUAGUUGAUGUAUCCCGCAAGCCAGAAUCAGCACAGAUAAAAUGUGGAAUUUGUUUCUCCAGGUUUUUUAAUAUGUAGGCACCUGAUUUGCAUAUCCACUCAUUCAUGGACCACUGUUUCUUGCUUGUACCUCUGGCUGACUAAAUUUGGGGACAGAUUCAGUCUUGCCUUACACAAAGGGGAUCAUAAAGUUAUAAUCUAUUUUCUAUGUACUAGUACUGUGUACUGUAUAGACAGUUUGUAAAUGUUAUUUCUGCAAACACCUUAUUAUUAUAAUUAUAAUAUAUAAAUAUAUAUAUAUAUAUAUCAGUUUGAUCACACUAUUUUAGAGUCUUAAUGCCAAGUCAGCAGAUUUGCUUUAUGAAUAACAGGGACUAGAAAUGCCCACAUUCAGGAAAUUUGUAAUAACAUUGUCUAGACACCUUUCCCCAUUUUAGUAGAAAGUCUGUACAUAUUGUAAAUAUGUGUGAUUGUUUGACUUGAAAAGGUUUGAUUUUUGAAUGUUACACCAUCCUUGUAAGUUCAUAAUUUUGACCAUAAAUUAUGGUAAAUAUAACUAAACUCCAGAAAUUGUUCUAAUCCAUACAGUUCACAGUUUGUGACAAACACAUUCUUAGUAGCAAGUGUCUGUUAUAGUCACAGCACUGGAGUUUACGAGCCGGAAUUCUUUGUGUGCACGUGUGCGUGUGUCUGUAUGAAUGAGUAUGCACAGGUUGCGGUAAUUCUGAAUGCUGGAGACUAAUGAAGAGAAGAGACUAAUACCUAAAUCCUGUCCAGCUGGCUUUUUAUUUAAUUGUGCUGUAUGUUGCUUUAAUGAUCCAUUGAGCAGUCAGGGAAUGUGAGGAAGUUUGCUGCCAAAGGUAACUAGGAAAGCAUACAUCUGCUGGCUCCUCAUUUUUACUCCUAGAGUAAAAAUACAGGCAACUUUUACUGUGAGUGUUUCACUGGAAAUGUACAAUCUUUCUUUCUUAAGAAUAUUUGUUUUAGUAAGAAAAGUUUACAUAGCUUGUGGGAUUAUUUCGUGGGAAAAUAAAUUUUUAUAACUUCUCCCA